Messenger RNA from Erinaceus europaeus (western European hedgehog), 2023 nucleotides. RefSeq names its product cytochrome P450 3A12-like. The record is from RefSeq and is a predicted model, not a curated record. Gene Ontology annotation, biological process: steroid metabolic process; oxidative demethylation. Gene Ontology annotation, molecular function: heme binding; iron ion binding; oxidoreductase activity, acting on paired donors, with incorporation or reduction of molecular oxygen, reduced flavin or flavoprotein as one donor, and incorporation of one atom of oxygen. The transcript is spliced from 13 exons. Bases 144 to 1661 code for a protein of 505 amino acids. NCBI's taxonomy places the organism in Eukaryota, Metazoa, Chordata, Mammalia, Eulipotyphla, Erinaceidae.
GCCCUGCCCUUUUUCCCAUCUCAUGAACUUGCUGGACUGACUGACUCUCUGCUGGGCUGGAGGGGCAGCUCUUCUGGCACACAGAGCAAGACAAGACCAGCUAGAUCUGAGAAAGGAAGCACAGAGAGAAGCUCAGAAAGACCAUGACUAUGGACCUGAUCCCACACUUUUCCAUGGAAACCUGGGCUCUCCUGGCCAUCAGCCUGGUACUCCUUUAUCUGUAUGGGACCUAUUCCCAUGGACGAUUUAAGAAGCUGGGGAUUCCAGGCCCGAGACCUCUGCCAUUUUUUGGAACAGUUCUGAACUACCGUCAUGGUUUUCUAGAAUUUGAUAUGAAAUGCUUCAAAAAAUAUGGGAGAAUGUGGGGGUUUUAUGAUGGUCGGACGCCUGUGCUGGCCACCAUGGAUCCAGACAUGAUCAAAACUGUCCUGGUGAAAGAAUGCUACUCUGUCUUCACAAACCGGCGGAUGCUAGGUCCAGUGGGAUUUAUGAAAUCUGCCAUAUCUUUAUCUGAGGACGAAGAAUGGAAGAGGAUUCGAUCACUGUUGUCUCCAGCCUUCACAAGUGGGAAGCUCAAGGAGAUGUUCCCCAUCAUUGUUCAGUAUGGAGAUGUGUUGGUGAGGAACCUGAGGAAGGAGGCAGAGAAAGACAAGCCUGUGGACUUGAAAAGUGUAUUUGGAGCCUACAGCAUGGAUGUCAUCACAAGCACGCUAUUUGGAGUGAAAGUCAGAACCCUAAAUAACCCUGAGGAUCCUUUUAUGGAACAGAUCAGAAAGCAGUUGAAAUUUUAUUUUCUUGAUCCAUUUUUUCUUUCAAUAGUUGUCUUCCCAUUCCUUACGCCCAUUUAUGAAUUACUCAGUAUCUCUCUGUUUCCAAGAAGCGUCACUGAUUUUUUCACAAAAAUCAUUAAGAGAAUGAAAGAAAGUCGCCUGAAAGAUCAACAGAUGCAUCGAGUGGACCUCCUCCAGCUGAUGAUCAACUCCCAGAAUUCCAAAGAGGUGGCCCAUCAUAAAGCUCUGACUGACAUGGAGAUCAUGGCCCAAUCUGUGAUCUUUAUUUUUUCUGGCUAUGCAACCUUAAGAAAUUCCCUGUCUUUUGUUCUGUAUUCACUGGCCACUCACCCUGAUGUCCAGAAGAAACUGCAGGAGGAGAUUGACAUAACUUUCCCUGACCAGGCUGCUCCCACCUAUGACGCCGUGAUGCAGAUGGAGUAUCUUGACAUGGUGGUGAACGAAACCCUCAGACUCUAUCCGAUUGCUGGCAGACUGGAGAGGGUGUGCAAGAAAGAUGUGGAGAUCAGUGGGGUGCUUGUUCCCAAGGGCACAGUGGUGAUGAUGCCCCUCUUUGUCCUCCACAAAGACCCGUCACUGUGGACAGAGCCUGAGGUGUUCCUUCCGGAAAGGUUCAGUAAGAAGAACAAGGAGAGCAUAAACCCUUAUGCCUACAUGCCCUUUGGAAAUGGCCCCCGGAACUGCAUUGGCAUGAGGUUUGCUCUCAUGAACAUGAAGGUUGCUCUGGUGCGAGUCCUGCAGAACUUCACCUUCAAGCCCUGCAAAGAGACACAGAUUCCUGUGAAGUUGGUCCAUGGAGGACUCAUUGAAUCAGAAAAACCCAUUGUCCUAAAGGCUGAGCCAAGAGAGGGGACUGUGAGUGGAGCCUGAUUUGGGAGGAGGAUUCCACCAUGUUUUGUAGGAGCUGUAUCCAGAAUGCCUGAGAGGUGAUUUGACUCCUUGAACAGAACCCAGAAAUGAAGAUGGUCCCCGUGACGGCUACCCAGGGCUUCUGAGUGUCCUUUUAGUUUUCUGAGAGGGUUGAUGUGUGGGACACAAGUGAGAUGACUGAAUAAUUGAAUAAUUGCCAGCUCUGUAGACUCAGCAUCUCUGGUUCUUAUGGGUCUUCUACUCCCCCAGCCUUUCCCCAGUCUUGAGCCCUGAUGAUGGAUUAUGAUCACUCAAGCAUUUUAUCAGCAAACUUCUGUCCUGAAAGUUAUGUUAGGCAAGUCAAUAAACAGCUCUUUACAGAG